Messenger RNA from Entrophospora sp. SA101, 348 nucleotides. The record is from the annotation of a GenBank genome assembly. NCBI's taxonomy places the organism in Eukaryota, Fungi, Glomeromycota, Glomeromycetes, Entrophosporales, Entrophosporaceae.
AUGGCAGAAAAAUUUCAUAUUGGUGCUCGUCGUGUAUAUGAAAUAUGGAAGUAUACUGAACGUCUUCAACAAGAUCUUAAACAUGCCAGCUUUUCAGCUGAUGAAUCACAAGAUAUAGAAGCUUCAGUUAUAAAAUCGUCAAUAAAAAAGAAAAGUUCCAAAUCUCGGACUAAAUCUGUAUUAUGUAAUAAUGAGCUCCGUUCUCAUAUAUCUGAUUCAAUACCUACUAAUAACUCUACAGAAAAAAUAAGUAGUGAGGAUCUGGGCGCAUUAUAUGAAAAAGAAGCCAGAAGAGAUGAGAAAAAUAAAGCAAAUAUGACUCGCCUAUUAGCUACUACUAAUCUAUAA